This is a messenger RNA of Clonostachys rhizophaga, 201 nucleotides long. The record is from the annotation of a GenBank genome assembly. Lineage: Eukaryota; Fungi; Ascomycota; Sordariomycetes; Hypocreales; Bionectriaceae.
AUGAGGAGCGCGACAAGCCCGUCAUUGGGACGAUGCCGGCGGGAUUCCUCCUCGAGGGUCGUCGUCAGAGCCUCGGACCAUAAGCUGCUCCCUGAGAUCGGGCUCGAGUCUCCUGUUGGGUCCUUGUACGGCUUGUUCGGAUCAUGGCGCUUGACCGUCACAUACGCCGAGGCGGAAGUCGGGUCGAUCCGGAUAUUGUAG